AACACUUUUCCGACAGACGCCAUAUCCAUGUCUGUAUGCGGCAAGAAAAUUCUUUUUCUGGACUAAAAAUAUCAAGGAAUUCUAAAUCAGAAGACGCAAAUAGUAGAGAAUAACACCGCAAUCCCGGAGAACUCCUCAAAAUGGCACUGCAGACGUACGGCGAUAAGCCGGUGGCCUUCCAGUUGGAGGAGGGCGGCGAGUACUACUACGUGGGCUCCGAGGUGGGAAAUUACAUGAGACACUUCCGCGGCAUCCUCUAUAAGAAGUACCCAGGAAUGACGCGAAUCGUGCUUUCGAACGAGGAACGUAAACGGCUGGCCGACUCCGGCUUAAGCUCCCACAUCCUGGCCAGUUCGGUGUCUCUGCUUCGCGCCGUGGAAGUCGACGACAUAAUGGCCGGUAACGAUGAAAAGUACCGAGCCGUCUCAGUCAACACAUCUGAUACUCCUGUUCCGAGGGAGAGCAAGUCAAAGAAGCAGCCGCAAUAUGUCCCGACGAUGCCCAAUUCGAGUCAUUUGGAUGCAGUUCCUCAGGCAACGCCAAUUAACCGGAACCGGGUACACACGAAAAAGGUGCGAACGUUCCCAAUGUGCUUCGACGACACUGAUCCGACGGCUAGCCUAGAGAAUGCCGCGCAAAAGGAGUGUCUAGUUCCCAUCAGAUUGGACAUGGAGCUGGAGGGACAGAAGCUGCGCGAUACCUUCACCUGGAACAAGAACGAGAGCAUGAUCACACCAGAGCAGUUCGCAGAGGUGCUGUGCGACGAUCUGGACCUUAAUCCGCUGCCUUUUGUGCCAGCCAUUGCACAGGCCAUUCGCCAGCAGAUCGAGGCCUUCCCGAAUGAUCCGCCCAUUCUCGAGGAGAGUUGCGAUCAACGGGUAAUCGUUAAGCUGAACAUUCACGUCGGCAACACUUCGCUCGUUGAUCAGGUCGAGUGGGACAUGUCCGAGAAGAACAACAACCCCGAGGAGUUUGCGAUUAAGCUGUGUGCCGAACUUGGAUUGGGUGGAGAGUUCGUGACAGCGAUUGCGUACAGCAUUCGUGGCCAACUCUCUUGGCACUGUCGGACGUAUGCGUUUAGUGAGGCACCCUUGUCCACUAUCGAUGUACCAUUCCGUAAUCCCAGCGAUGCCGAUGCGUGGGCUCCCUUCCUAGAGACGCUAACCGAUGCUGAAAUGGAGAAAAAGAUCCGCGACCAGGACCGAAAUACCCGAAGGAUGCGACGACUGGCCAAUACCACAACUGGUUGGUGAUCAUAGGGCGAUUGAAGCUCAACAUUGUAAUUUUAGUAAUCCUCCUAAGUAUCAUUAUUCAUCUCAAAUACAUGUGUGUGUGUCGAUUUUAAA
Drosophila bipectinata is the source of this 1346-nucleotide messenger RNA. It is a transcript of the gene Snr1, whose product is annotated as SWI/SNF related, matrix associated, actin dependent regulator of chromatin, subfamily b, member 1. Gene Ontology annotation, biological process: chromatin remodeling; positive regulation of pseudohyphal growth by positive regulation of transcription from RNA polymerase II promoter. Gene Ontology annotation, molecular function: transcription coactivator activity. NCBI's taxonomy places the organism in Eukaryota, Metazoa, Arthropoda, Insecta, Diptera, Drosophilidae. Gene Ontology annotation, cellular component: nBAF complex; nuclear chromosome; brahma complex. The record is from RefSeq and is a predicted model, not a curated record.